Clarias gariepinus (North African catfish) is the source of this 3245-nucleotide messenger RNA. It is a transcript of the gene lrp11, whose product is annotated as low density lipoprotein receptor-related protein 11. Gene Ontology annotation, molecular function: protein binding; serine-type endopeptidase inhibitor activity. Lineage: Eukaryota; Metazoa; Chordata; Actinopteri; Siluriformes; Clariidae. Bases 86 to 1786 code for a protein of 566 amino acids. The transcript is spliced from 9 exons. The record is from RefSeq and is a predicted model, not a curated record.
CGAAAACACACCAAAACAUAGAAUUGGGAUUGAUUCGGUCGUUGGUUGGUUGGUUUGUUUGUUGGUUUGUUUGUUUGUUGCCGAGAUGUUGUUGCUGCUCGGCUCGCUGCUGCUCGGCGCGAGCUUGGCGCGCGGCUCUCAGAUCUCGGACCUGAAGUCGAAGCUGUCCGGUGUGGAGGAGCUGCUCGAGGAGUUCCGCAAGCAGCUGCAGCAGGACGACGCGUACCAGAGCGCAGACGACGCCGGCGACGCGUGCCUGAGCGACUUCGACGCGGCCGAGGAGCGCAUCAUCCGCGCCAUGGCCUCGAUCGAGCGCGGCGCCGCCUUCCUGUCCGCCCCGGGCCGCGUGUACGGCCGCAGGGACUGCGCGCGCGCCUGCUGCGCCGAGCCGCGCUGCACCACCGCCAUCGUGCAGGAGCGGCAGACGCAGACGCAGACAGAGAUAAGAGAACAACAGCAGCAGCAGCAGACGCAGACGCAGGAGGCGGAGAGCGGCGACGCGGGGGGUCUGCGCUGCUACCUGUUCAACUGCACGUACGGCGGCGCGAGCGUCUGCGUGUUCGCGUUCCAGCGCGGCUUCAGCACCUUCAGCCGCGUCGCGCGCAACGUCAGCGCGUCGCGCGAGCGUCACCGCAGGCCUCUCCAGGCGGAGGAGGAGGAGGAGCAGGAGGAUGAAGACGGGGACUCGUCCAUGCGAGAGCUGGACGAACCCCCGCGGAGUGACGCUGGAAUGGACGUUGUGAUCCAGUUGCCUACGGACUGGGCCAUACUGGAUGGCAGGGACAGCAUGGAUGACCACGGAGUCGUACGUUACGAAUGGGCUCUCGUUAAAGGGGAUGCGUCAAUCAGCAUGAAGGUUACCCACCCGGGUCUGCUGAAGCUGAGCGGGCUCAGAGAGGGCGUCUACACUUUCCAGAUGACGGUCACGGACACCGUUGGGCAGAGGAGUUCGGAUAACGUCUCCGUCACCGUGCUGGCACCUGAACACCACGCAGAAGUAUGUACUCAUCAUUGCUCGCCGUACCAGUUCAUGUGUGAUGACGGAUGCUGUAUCGACAUUAGCUAUGCCUGUGAUGGCAAACAGCACUGCCCUGACCGCUCAGACGAAGACUUCUGCCGCAACUUCGACGGAGGCCGUAAGACGGUAACUCACACAGCUGGCGCUUCGUCUCAGAACGGGGGAGCCAGAGAAGCAGAGGGUCGAGCCAUGAUUCCUUCAGGAUCACGUAAUAUUGAACCCCCAGCAGAGCUCAAGCAACAGAAACGGCCAACGGUUGACCAAGAUCCCUGCAUGAUGCCCCCUGUGGUUGGUCCGUGUAAAGGCGUUUUCCCACGCUGGUACUACGACCCCACAGCCGGAGAGUGUAAACACUUUCUGUACAGCGGCUGCAAAGGAAACCACAACAACUUCCUGCAGCAGGCCGACUGCGCAAACGAAUGCAUCCAGAAACCCGCUCCAGGUGAUCACCGGGCCACUGCAGCGCCUCCCCCGACCACACACACCAACACGGCUCCCAGGUCAUCCAGCACCGAAGCCAAGUCCAAGAAUUCUGCACCAUCACCGCAGAAUGCUCAGCCAGUAACUAAAGCUCAUACAGAACUAAGCACAGGACACACACCGCCAGAGUCAGGUACGAUCCUGGCUCUGGUGCUCGGGGUGAUUAUUAGCUCUCUGCUCUUGCUGAUGGUGGGCUGCAGGCUCCGCGUGCGACGUCACAGGAGGAAGAAAGCUCUGCCGCUCACCACCGAGGAAUCCGAUUACCUCAUCAACGGCAUGUACCUGUAGUGUAACAUGCACAUCUAUAUAUAUCACACACACACACACGUACAUACACAUACACAAGGACCAGAGUGUUCUUUUGUGCUUAUGUGAAUGGGAGAUCUAUGGAUUUAAUUAGAUAUAUAAUGUAGAAUAUCAGCUGCUCCGUCGAGUCUAAAUGCAUCAUCCAAACCUUCCGAUAUACGAAGCCGUUCUGCGUGUUUUGAUAUUCGGUGUCUCGAUGAAAUGUGUGUCAAAAGAGUCACAGUAGGAAUGUCUGAAAAAAGGAGAAAAAUCCACAAAGGAUUUCACCUUGUGCAAUGUGCUUUUUUUCCCCUCCAGCUGUUUAGUUUGAAUGAACCUGCACUUGCUGUAGAACCUGAUGUGGUUUUCUGCUGUUGUAAGCCAGUUUUUUGUGCUCCGAGAUGCUUUUCUGCUCACCACGGUUGUUAAGAGUGGCUAUUUAAGGUUACCAUAGCUUUCAUGUCAGCUCAAACCAGUUUGGCCUUUCUCAUUCCUAAUAAGGUGUUUCCACCAGAAGUGGAAGUUCUGCUGCUCAAUGGAUGUUUUUUUGUUUUUCGCAUCAUCCCAUGUACUGUACUUUAAAGAUAUACAAAAAAAAGAAGAAAUGUCCAACUUUAAAUAAUGAUCUUUCAAAUAAAGAAGUUAAAAAUUCUUGACCGAAAUGGAAAUUCAGGAUGAAGAUAAAUGGAAUAACAUCAAACGUUAAAAAAAAAAAAAAAAAAUCCCUAUUAUUAUCAUUAUUGUUUGCCAAAAAUACUGAAAGUGGCCAUUUGUGUUGAAGUUUAGAUUCAUCCCUAAAAAUAAAGUAUUUUUUCCACAUAGAGGAUUUUACCACCACAAGAUUAUAUUCUUUAUAAAGUUAUUUAUUGAUAUUAUUUCAUUAUUAUGCGCUAAAUCAUCUUUUCCUUGUGUAAUUUUUUCCCCUUUGUUUUUUUUUUAUUAUGUUUUACUGCAAUUAUUUUAUAAUCUUGCCUUUCUGUAAACAUUCAUAUAUCUACAGUCGGGAGACAAUACAGUAGGUAUUCUGAAACUUUUUUUGUUUUGUUACAAGGGGCGUUCAAGUCAAACCAGGACUUGACAAGUGAUGAAAUUCCUAGUAAAUAAAGAAGCAAACACAAUUAACAUUGACAGAAGACUUUAAGGACAGUACGGUGAUAUUUUAUUCGUCUUAGCCAAUAGCGCAAACGUUUUUAAAGGAGGCCGUGCGUCAAUGAGUGAUCGUAGCCCACUGCAUUCGUUCCUGUGAACAUUCAGCAAUUAGAAAGGCUGAUCAUUAAAAAUUGAUGAAUAACUUUUGUGGAAGCAACACAUCUGUGUGUGGGAACUGUGUGAUUGUUCAUCAACACCACGUACACACUAUGGCACCUUAAUGUACUUAUGGGAGUCUGUUCUACAGCCACUGUACAGUCCAAGCCAUUCUCAUGUGUUUAGACCAUUAAAGGAGUUCCUGGGAGGCCAGUGU